This is a messenger RNA of Phalaenopsis equestris, 1292 nucleotides long. Its product is annotated as ABC transporter I family member 6, chloroplastic. The record is from RefSeq and is a predicted model, not a curated record. The transcript is spliced from 6 exons. NCBI's taxonomy places the organism in Eukaryota, Viridiplantae, Streptophyta, Magnoliopsida, Asparagales, Orchidaceae. Gene Ontology annotation, molecular function: ATP hydrolysis activity; ATP binding. Bases 139 to 1116 code for a protein of 325 amino acids.
AAUAACCUCUACUUUAAUAUUUUUAAGGUACGCCCUUUGUCGGGACAGAAAAUUUUUGGUCUUCCACCUCCGUUCUUCAAACUCCAGCGUAGUACUCGCCAACUAUCAUAGAGCUCUGAUACGCUCUCGACUGCCACCAUGACUGCUCGUCUUUGCUUCUCUUCUCUCACUCCUUUGCCCAACCUACCUUCUGUUUCCUCGAGUUCUUCUUCCACGAAAGUCUUCCCCAUUUCAAAGUCGUUAGAAAUCCAACCGCGAUUUCGAUUUCGCAGCGCCGAUCGGCGAAGUCACCGGACUUACGCAACUCUUACGGUGGAUUCCCAAAUCUCUGGAGAAAAAACUAUGGAGACUGCUCCGCCUGGGAUUCUUCUCGAGGUUAAAAACCUCACGGCCAUUGUUGCUGAAUCCAAGCAAGAAAUCCUCCGCGGUGUCAAUCUCACUAUCAAUGAAGGCGAGGUUCAUGCCAUUAUGGGGAAGAAUGGAUCAGGAAAGAGCACGUUUUCUAAGGUUCUUGUUGGCCAUCCAGAUUAUGAAGUAACUGGAGGCACUGUUUCAUUCAAAGGCGAGGAUUUACUAAAAAUGGAGCCUGAAACUAGAUCUCAUGCAGGGCUUUUCAUGAGUUUUCAGACUCCUGUGGAGAUACCAGGUGUGAGCAACAUGGACUUCUUGCUUAUGGCAUGUAAUGCUCGUAGAGAGAAGCGUGGGGAACCUGCACUUUCUCCCAUUGAGUUUUUUGGUUUUUUGUCCCCCAAACUUGCUGCUGUGAACAUGAAUCCAAAGUUUCUAGACCGGAAUGUCAAUGAAGGUUUUAGUGGUGGUGAAAAAAAACGUAAUGAAAUCUUGCAGCUUGCGGUUCUAGAGGCUGAGUUGGCUAUUCUAGAUGAAAUUGAUUCUGGUUUAGAUGUUGAUGCACUUCAAGAUGUAGCAAAGGCAAUCAAUGGAUUGUUAACACCCCAUAACUCUAUUUUGAUGAUAACCCAUUAUCAGCGCUUGUUGGAUUACAUCAAGCCCAAUUAUGUUCAUAUAAUGGAGGCCGGUGCAAUUGUGAGAACUGGCGACAGUUCCCUUGCAAAACGGCUUGAGAAGGAGGGCUACCGAGCAAUCUCUGCUGCAUAAUUAAGAAGUGAGCUUGGUAAGGCUGUACAUCCUGUAUAACUCCUGUAGUAUUGCAGAAUUUUGCUUAUCACUGACUAAUUUCAAUAAAUUAGCAGCAAUUCUAUUUGAUUUUUCUGUUUGUUUAUUUAAAAGAAGCAUAAAUUCUUCUUCUGAGAAAAGAAAUUGGGAUUAAAUUG